GUCGCCGAGUGCGUCAAGUGCGUCAAGGGCGAAGGAGGCACGAGUUGUUUCCUUUAACACUGGCCCAGCAGGAUCUUCCUCGUGUAUUACGGCACAGGAUUUGAUCAGAUUUGUGGCUGGUUCUGUGUCUGUGCCUGAAGCUGCUGCUGGUCAGUGUAAUGAGCCUGUCCAAGCCGCUGAGGUGUGCUGACCCAGAGACUCCUCACAGCAAUACGUAGUGAAGAAUGAAGCUGCUUGUGCUGCUGGCAUGCCUCAAAGUCUGCCUCUGCAUAGCUCUGGUACCUCCACAGAGUCUGUACAUUUCCAGUGUUAACUUCAGACAUGUGCUCCACUGGACUGCAGCUCCUGACUCUCCUCCAGGGCUUGAGUAUCAUGUUUUUAUCAGGUGUCCUAAAUCCCUGAAAAAGGUGGCCACCAGUCAAACGACUUGGGCUGCUCUCAAACUGGACUCCCAAGGCACUCACAGACUGUGUGUGCGGAGCUACUUCAACUUGACCUCGUCUCCUCCAUCCAAGGGCAUCUCUUUCACACCAUUCAUAAAUACCAGUAUAACAGCUCCAAAUGUGACCGUCUCUGGUUGUGGGACAUGUAUUCAGAUGAAUAUUUCUCUGCCUAAACCUGAUUACCAAUCUGGGCUCCUGGAUAUUCGGGAGAUUUACAAAGAUCUAAUGUUCAAUAUUUUACUGUGGAAGAAAGGGCAGGAGGCUUUGAGCAACACAACGACUAAGGACCAGACUAUGGUCAUACAUUACCUGUCUCCAGGAACAGAGUACUGUGUCCGGGUGCAGCCCCAUUACCUGGACAUCAUCUUCCAGCCUUCAUCAUGGACAUGUGCCUUCACCAGCCCAGCUCGCCCGUCAGCAUUUGCAGCUAUGGUCUCAUUGGCUGUUCUGAUGGUCUUCCUCCUCCUUGCUGUGGUCUUGGUGCUCUUUGGUCUACAGUACACCGGGAUCAUCUGCAAGCUCAGAGAAGCCAGGCCGCAUACACUCAUUACGAGUUUAAGGCAGCAUUCCCUUCUAAUGGUGGAGAAGAUGCUCCCAGAUCCCGUGUCGAUGCCCCUGUGGUCUGAAAAACUGCAGCACAGUCCCUGGUACCAGGAGGAGGACCAGGAAGACAACCAGGAAGACAACCAGGAGGAAGACCUGUACAUGGACCAAGGAACAGACUUGUCCUCAGAUUCCAGUUUAAGGAGUGACCAUAUGACAACAAGUAGCCAAUCAGCUGCAACUGUCACUGAUAACUCUGGGUAUCAAAGCAAUGCAAUGGAUCAGCAGAAUGAAGAAAAAGAACAGAUAAUAAAAUUGUACCAUCAGGUAGACAGGAGAUCACUGAACAGUAAAGAAGAGUUAGAAUGGCGUAAAGAGUUGGAGAGAGAUGAAGGCGUGAACCUGUUUUCGGUGACUGUUGCCGCUCUGGAUAUCAGGUGUGUGGAGGAGCCUGAUGACCUGGCCUUACUACAGAAUCCCUGUCAUACCCCCCUGCCUCUGCCACCCCAUGACACUGACAUAGACACCCACAGUGACACCCACAGUGACACUCACAUGGACACUCACAUGGACACCCACAUGGACACUUACAUGGACACCCACAUGGACACCCACAUGGACACCCACAUGGACACUCACAUGGACACCCACAUGGACACUCACAUGGACACCCACAUGGACAUUGCAGAUGUACAGGAGGAGAGCAGCUAUUACAUGCGUCAUUAACAAUGCUUUUUUUCCCCUCCAUGAAACUGUUUCUGUAUGAAUGGGCUUGAACUACAAAAUGCAGCAAUUGGGGUGGAAUGGUACAAAAAUCAUGGUCCAGUACAUCCCUCAGUUUUGAGGUAAAAGUUCGGUUAAUUUUCGGUACAGUAUGGGAACAGAAUGCAAAACCAUUUGCUUGUUGUUUAUUUGUGUGUUUAUUAAACCAACAAUUUGCUUUAACAUUAUACAAAUUGGAAAAUAAAAUAAAUGUUAAGUGCUGCUUGGUAAUAUUAAUAUGUUAAAUAAAAUAUUCUCAAAUAAGCAACAAAUGUAUGAAAUAUUUAAAAAAAUAAAUUCCUUGCAAACAGUAAACUAAACUUUUUUUUUUAAAUAAAGCGCAACACAACAGUUUCAGGAUGAAGUUUUACUCAAUCUUCAUAUUUUUGGCCAGAAAAAAACAACUUGUCCACAUUGUCUGCAGUAAGUGCAGAUCUGCUGCACUUACAACAUCCCCAGCGACUGAAAAUACCCUUUCGCUAGAGACAGAGGUGGCGGGUAUGGGGGGGUAUGAAGUGGGUUGAAGGACGGGGGGUUCACAUGGUUCGGAGGGAUGUAGUCAAGGUGGAGGGCAAUUGUUGUCAAGGUGGGUGGACUAACAAUAAAGCGCUGUGGGAAACACUGCCACUCCAAUCACGGAUGAGUUCCUCGUGAAUAUUAAAGAGCCGAGCUUUCCGUAUAGCUGCACAUGUAGUGGCUCAAUGUAAAGACACACAGAUUGCAUGAACUCAUUCGUGCACAGCCCUGCACUGAACUCAACGGUUCGGGAUAAAUACAUGUACCGUUACACCCCCAGCAGCAAUAUUGUUCAAAAUUUGCUUUCAUUUGUAAUGACACUGCCUAAUGAUUAUUUCCGUUGUGUUCUCCCAAGUCCAGCCAGGCAUCGAAAGUUAUUAGGAAAUAGCUUGUGGGAGUAGCCUACCUCAAUUGUUCUUUUUGGUACUACCACCUAAAAAUACCCAACCUUUUUUCUGGAACUAAAUGCUAAAUCAACAGUUUUUUGUUUGUUUUUUGCUACUACAUUGUAUUUAGGAUGUUUUAAUAGCACUGUUUCCCCAAUUUUUACAGCAAACUAGGUAAAUCUGUAACUUUGUGUUAAAAAAACAGGCAAAAACUGAGCUGUGCUGCCUCCAGUGGCCAAUGCUGGCUGUUCAACCCUCUGAUGCCACAAUAAUUUUGGUCACAAUUGUACCCUUCAUGACACAAACAGUUCCUGCUACAUAAAAGUGUUAUGAAAUAGAACUAAACUGGAUGAAGUGGAUAAUUUGAGUUGAUUUUACUUACUGUAUGUCGAUAAUUUAUAACAUUGAUUUUGGGGCAUUAUUGAAUGAUGACUUAAGCCUUUUCUUGUCAGAACCAUGUGAUUAUUAUGUUAUUGGCCUCUACUGUGUUGUAUAUAUGCUGAAUGACAAGACCUGCCGUGUAUAUAUAGAUAUGUAUAUAGAACACCAGUUUUACUCCACAGCCUGGUGACUCAUUAUGUAUUCAGAUACCCUUGAAACAGCCAUAUUCUGAGCACUCAAAAAGCAGGACAAUACAUAAUUACUGAAUCAUGGAUGAAUCAAUCAGAAUACAUAGCUCAUAAAAGUUGAUAUUACAUAAAGUUUAUCCUUGGUCACAGUCGUAUCCUUCAUGACACCAACAGUUUUCGAUAUAUAAAAGUGCUAUAAAAUAAAACUGAAUGAAGUGGAUUAUUUCAGUUAAUGUUAUUAGACCCUUACAUAUGUCAAUAAUUUAUAACAAUAUUGAUUUUGGUGCAUUAUUGUGUUUUGCACAAGCAGCAGAUUCAUUCUUAUCCCAUUGGUAUUUACCAUGGCUUAGUGCAACCUGCCACUCAACAUGUUAAAAACAUGUGAAUUUAAACAAAUCAUUUUGUGAAUUGAUUUUAGAAUGAAUGAGUUCCACUUUGAACAGGCCAUGACACGGUGUUGGAGGGUUACAGGGUUACAGGGAGAUCAUCACAGGGCCUAUCAUGAUUUAGAUGUUGUGGGGAAUAAUGUCAUUUUGUGACUUUUCUAACAUAUUUGUUUGUUGUUCAUAUUCCAAAUCAAAAUUGUUUUUGGUUUGGAAUAUAUAUUUUGAAAUCAAGAUUCAGUUGUCUGCAGUACAAAAUUUUUACUUGUAAUGGGAUUCACAUUUGAGAAAAGACUGAACAGGAAUUGCUAAAUGAAUACAAUAUAUACCGUAAAAUAAAUACUUUUCAUAUUCUUUUCUAAACACUAAUUUUAAGUUCAUUAGAUGUUUUAUUAAAUACAGACAGUUUGUCUUUUACCUACGCAAUAUGAUAGAAUAUACUGCGUUCUGGCUAAAAGGAGUGGCCUCAGGACGGCCCUGUCUGUGAGAGCCAUUUCACACUGAUGUUAUGGUUCAACAUGACCAACAGUUUGAUAUUUCAAGUUUUUGUCCUGAUCACUGUCACAGAGCCUCUCUGCUGCUGAGAUCCAUGUGCACAGUAACACUUGUGGGUUUGCAUAUAUGUCCUGCCCAGAAUCCCACCUCUACCAAUGGUCUUAAGCCACAAAAACAUUUUUACAAAAAGAAUAUAAAGAUAAAAGGUCUUGGAGGACUGGCUGAAUGUAAACUGAGAGGACAGGAGCAGAGACAGGCUGGUUUUGACUAAGUCCACACAGACAAAGCCUCCUGCAGAAGUUUAACUGUGGACCAUUUUGAUAUUCUGAUAGUCUACUUCACACAAAAAUAUUGGAUUUUGAGAUUAUAAUUGGAUAUCAUGUAUAAAAAAUAUAAUAGAGUGUGCAAAAUGUACAAAUGGUCCCCAAGGAUUAAUCACACUUUCACAUUAUUGAAGACAGUAGGAGGAAAACAUAAGAGUUUGCUUCUUAUCAGCUUACCAAGAGACAGGCUUGUUUUUUGUUUACUGUUGAAGGCUGUACCAAGUGGUGAAGUUUCUUGCAUAUUUGCAUAUUAAACAUUGAAUUUAUAUAUUUGUUUGAUUAUUAUACAUUGUGUUAAUGUUUAACCACUGAAAUCUUAUGUAUGUUUAAAGGUACCACUAUGUGAAACAUGUAUGCUUUUAACGUAAUCUUUUGCAGAUAUAGGUUGUGUCCUUUUAAGGAAAUUCAUUGUAAAGCAGCAGCAGUGGAGAUGGUUCAGCCUGGUGCGAAUCCAAACAAACUGGCUGUGAUUUACAUUUGGCUGCCGUCAUCCCCCCACCCUGGAAGGAAUGCAGAGAAACUCCAAGGAAGAUUCAAGGUGUUAUCUGUUCAACAUAUUAUUUGCAUAUUCAUAUGGAUGUCUAUAAAAUCUGGGUUGAGGUAUUCAGAGGAGUUUAGAUUUGCCUGAUUUAAGACCUGAGUAGCCGUAGGCAGUCAGAGGUAGUGAUCUGACCCAGAGCUCUGUAUUAUAAUUCUAUUGAAUAGUGAAUAAAUAAUUUUUGCUUUUAA
Molecule: messenger RNA, 5149 nt
Organism: Boleophthalmus pectinirostris (great blue-spotted mudskipper)
Lineage: Eukaryota; Metazoa; Chordata; Actinopteri; Gobiiformes; Gobiidae
Exons: 9
Coding region: 225-1712 (495 amino acids)
Molecular function (GO): protein binding
Source: RefSeq, a predicted model, not a curated record